AUGAAUCAUAUCUAUCUCCAUCUUAAUGAACGUCUAUCACAGAUAUGGUGUAACCAGUACACCGUGAUAAUUUUGAUUAUGAUGAUCAAAAUUAUUUUAUUUACACGGAUGUUGUCUAAUGGAUUUGAUAAUAUCAAGGACUACACUCUCAGUAACUGUGAAAGCAUCGAUUACUAUUAUUCAAAAUUCGUAGAUUCAACUCCACAUUACAUGGGGAAAAUGGGGAAUUAUCUCAUCGAGAAAAGUAUGCAAGAAACAGUUUCGUUAUCGUUAAAAUUAAUAUCGCUACUUGUUACCGUAUCCGAAAAUGUCAUUGACUUUAUGAUCGAUUUAUGGCUUGGCACCUGGGUAUGCCUGGGAGUGAGUGCUAUUGAUGCGUCAGUGGACGUUGCAACAAAUACUACAGAGUCUAUUCUGAAUUUGGUCAAUGGAACAGUGAAAUCCGUGGCCAAUGAUUUGGAUGAUGGAUUGGACGGACUAUCUAAAAUCAUCAACAAAAUACUUUCAGCUGUCAACGACAUUAAAAACUUUUUUACAGGCAAUGAUAACGAAUCUGACGUUGAUAAACAAUUCAAACAUGUCAAUCUCACGGUAAACCGGCUAAGAACCCUCUCAAUCCCAAAUUCAAUCAAUGAAAAAUUAGAGAAGCUUGCUGGAGAAACCCCGGACUUUGACACAGUAAAGAACAAAACAAAGAAAGCUGUUGCUAUUCCUUUCAACUAUGUCAGAAAAGAGAUCAAAACGAUCAAUUCAAGCAAAUUAGUCGGAAAUCCACAGUACCUAACAGUGCCCCCGAUUGACACAAAUGGAACCAAGAUAUGUUCAGCGAAUAAGCCUAAAAUCGAGGAAUUUUUCAACGCACUCAGUGAUCUAUUCAGUGCCUGCAUGAUUGCCAUACUAAUAAUCUUCUUAUGUGCUGCCGUUGGAUUCGUCGUAUAUACCGCAUGGAGCGAAUGGAGACAAUGGAGGAGACUAGAAAUCUUCCGAGAUGAAUUUCACCACCAGAAUAUCAUGCUCAGGAACCCAUUUGAUGACAAUGCAGACGAAAAAGCUUUGGAACGGGUGGACAUAUUGGAAACAUACCAGAUGGUGUUCCACAGGUAUCAAUCUGGGUUCGGACGGUGGAUUAGCCGGCGCAUGAGCAGCAAUGUACAGAGACAGAGGAGAAUUCAGUGGUUAGUGACAUACGCUACUACACCGACCGCGCUGACACUCCUUGCAAUGGGUCUAUGCGGGGUGCUGAUGUGCUGCAUCCAAUACAUAAUAAUAGCUAUCGUUUCGAACAAACUACAUGGGAAAGACAGCACCAAUGCCCUGAAAGAAGUUUCCAGCUCAUUGAAUGGUACCAUGAACCAAGGAAUGACAACAUGGUCCAAUUCUGCGAAUCUCUACAUCAACGACACCGAAUCACACAUAAAUACGCAGGCGUUCGGUUGGAUUCAAAACACGACCGCAACGUUAAACGGCACCGUAACUGACCUGCUGGACGACAUCGACAGCGUAAUCGCCAAGGCUUUCAACGGCACCAUUCUCUACAAGCCCAUGGAUUCCGUAAUGAAAUGUGUCAUUGGUAACAAACUAGAAACAAUAUCGAAGGCCCUGGACUGGGUUCACGACACUGCUCACGUGACCUUACCCCGCGUCAAUAAUACCCAGAUUUACGAUGCAAUCAACAACGAAAUGGCCAACGGAACAACAACCAACGCUACAGUAUCCACGCCAAACUCGAAAUCGAAUUCGAAUUCGAACUCGAUGCUAGACGACCUCCACGCGAAUCUUGUCAACAGCGCCACAAAACUGCUGGCGCAGUACAAGAAAUCCGUCACCAUAGAGCUGAUAGUGUCUUUAGUGUUUUUGGCGCUCUAUGCAGUCCAAAUCCCAAUAGCAGCCGUGAUCCUGGCCCUUCAAGCAAGAAAAAGGGCACUAGAAUAG
This is a messenger RNA of Kluyveromyces marxianus DMKU3-1042, 1932 nucleotides long. It is a transcript of the gene PRM1, whose product is annotated as pheromone-regulated protein PRM1. The transcript has a single exon. NCBI's taxonomy places the organism in Eukaryota, Fungi, Ascomycota, Saccharomycetes, Saccharomycetales, Saccharomycetaceae. The coding region runs from base 1 to 1932 and encodes 643 amino acids. The record is from RefSeq and is a predicted model, not a curated record. Gene Ontology annotation, cellular component: mating projection tip.